Messenger RNA from Cynocephalus volans (Philippine flying lemur), 801 nucleotides. It is a transcript of the gene C12H12orf71, whose product is annotated as chromosome 12 C12orf71 homolog. The coding region runs from base 1 to 801 and encodes 266 amino acids. The transcript has 2 exons. The record is from RefSeq and is a predicted model, not a curated record. Lineage: Eukaryota; Metazoa; Chordata; Mammalia; Dermoptera; Cynocephalidae.
AUGGCAUACUCGUCCUCUAGCAGUGACUACACUGACACAGAGCACUGUGACUCUGAAACCAAAUCCAACCUGAGCCUCUCUGUGGGCUAUUUCCCCUAUGAGGACACCUUCAUCUAUGAGACACCCUCCUGUGAAGACACGUCUUGCAAGGGUUCUCCAAUCCCUUCCCUCCCUCCUAUCCAAGGGACAUGGCGAACUGAAAGCAGAGGGAGACUCCUGAAGAGACAAGACCAAAUUCAAGACAAGCCAGAGCAGUUUUGCAAACUAAGCAUCCCCCUGGCCUGGGAUGUUGACGUGGGCUCUAAUAAUGCAGACUCAAUAGCUAAUUGGGAUCUAAAUGGAGACAAACAGUGGAUAGACAAAUACCCAAAAGAGAGGAAACUGACUCUCAGCAGGCUGAAUGGUCUUCUGCAAAAGCUUCAGACAUUUCUAGAAAAUCAGAAAGACGAUGACUCUGUGUUCCCUGAAUCUACUCAGGAGGAAGAUUUCCAACUGUCCAGCAGCUCUGCUCCUGAUAUGGUUCAGAUGAUAAGCCAGGCAACCAGCAGCCACAGGACAAGCGCAAAAGACACCUCCUCAAUCUCAUCAGAGCAGCCAGAGAAGGGGGACACUCCUUCCGACACACAAGCCAUCUCCUGUCUCAACUGUGGCUGCGUUUUCCGCUGGCUCAGGAAGCACAUCCUCGGCUCUCUGUUGAGGAGACAGCACCGUAACAAGCCCACUGGGAGCCCCCAUCAGCUGGCACCAAAGAAAAGACACUGUCGAGCAAGCAGGAGAAUCCAUACUCAGGAAUCCCUCUAA